AUGUCCGAAAUAGAUAUUGAAUCCGCAUCAUUAGAACAAUUAAGAGAUAUACUAAACAACAAAACAUCCAACAUAACUUUAGCACAUAGAUUUAGAGCAUUAUUUAAUCUAAAAUCAAUAGGUAAAGAAGAUGAGGACCGAACAAAAGCACGUAAAGCUAUUUCGUAUAUAGCAGAUGCAUUCGCAGAUGAUUCAGAAUUGUUGAAGCAUGAAGUUGCUUAUGUUUUGGGACAAACCAAAGAUCUUUUUGCAGCUCCUUAUUUAAGAGAUGUAUUAAUUGAUACUAAUCAGCAGAUUAUGGUUAGACAUGAAGCAGCAGAAGCCUUGGGUGCAUUGGGUGAUAAAGAAUCUUUAGAAUUAUUACAAGAUUAUUUUGUUAAUGAUCCAGCUUUAGAAAUUAGACAAACUUGUGAAUUAGCUAUAGAAAGAAUUAAAUGGGAAAAUUCUGAAAAUUUCAAGACUGAGAAAUUAGAAAAAUCAUUAUAUGAAAGUAUAGACCCUGCUCCUCCAUUAGUUACUGAUGAAAACAAUUCCAAGAUCGAAAAAUUACAACACAUUUUAAAUGACCAACAAAAACCAUUAUUUGAAAGGUAUAGAGCCAUGUUUAGAUUAAGAGAUAUUGGAACCGAUGAAGCUUGUUUGGCAUUAGCCACAGGGUUUGCCGAUCCAAGUGCUUUAUUCAAACACGAAGUUGCUUAUGUAUUUGGACAAUUAUGUAAUCCUGUUACUGUACCUUCAUUAAUAAAAGUAUUAAAAGAUGAAAGCGAGGCAGGUAUGGUAAGACAUGAAGCUGCUGAAGCCUUGGGGAGUAUAGCUACUGAUGAAUGCUUACCAGUAUUGAGAUCAUUCCUAAAUGACGAAGAACAAGUUGUUAGAGAUUCAGCUAUCGUUGCUCUAGAUAUGUAUGAAUAUGAAAAUUCAAAUGAAUUAGAAUAUGCAACAGUUAAAUAG
Molecule: messenger RNA, 951 nt
Organism: Lodderomyces jiufengensis
Lineage: Eukaryota; Fungi; Ascomycota; Pichiomycetes; Serinales; Debaryomycetaceae
Product: deoxyhypusine monooxygenase
Exons: 1
Coding region: 1-951 (316 amino acids)
Biological process (GO): peptidyl-hypusine biosynthetic process
Molecular function (GO): deoxyhypusine monooxygenase activity
Source: RefSeq, a predicted model, not a curated record